This is a messenger RNA of Hyaena hyaena (striped hyena), 1710 nucleotides long. RefSeq names its product olfactory receptor 9I1-like. The transcript is spliced from 4 exons. Gene Ontology annotation, molecular function: G protein-coupled receptor activity; odorant binding; olfactory receptor activity. Gene Ontology annotation, biological process: G protein-coupled receptor signaling pathway; sensory perception of smell. Bases 13 to 1710 code for a protein of 565 amino acids. Gene Ontology annotation, cellular component: membrane. The record is from RefSeq and is a predicted model, not a curated record. Lineage: Eukaryota; Metazoa; Chordata; Mammalia; Carnivora; Hyaenidae.
AACAUCGAGGCUAUGGCUCCCAAAAAUCUAACUGCUGUGACAGAGUUCAUUCUUGUGGGCUUCACAGAUCACCCUGAACUGGUAGUUCCCCUCUUCCUGAUGUUUCUCAUUUUCUAUAUCGUCACCCUUCUGGGGAACGUGGGGAUGAUCAUUCUGAUCCAAAUGGAUGUCCAACUCCACACCCCCAUGUACUUCUUCCUGAGCCAUCUCGCCCUGCUGGAUGCCUGCUACGCUUCAGUCAUCACUCCUCAGAUCCUGGCCACACUGGCUACAAGCAAGACGGCCAUCUCCUUUGGCCAAUGUGUGACCCAGUUCUUUUUCUUCACCGUCUGUGCAGGCACAGAGUGUUUCCUGCUGGCAGCGAUGGCCUAUGACCGUUUGGUUGCCAUUAGCAACCCAUUACGCUAUAACCUUGCUAUGACUCCAAACACCUGCAGGGGACUGUUGGCUGCAGCCUAUGUCUGUGGGGUGUCAGGGGCCAUCCUGCGUACCAAGUACACCUUCACCCUCUCCUUCUGUGACCACAAUCAGAUCAACUUCUUCUUCUGUGACCUCCCGCCCCUGCUGAAACUUGCCUGCAACGGCAUGACACAAAGCGCAACUGUCAUCCUUUUUUUUGCCAAGUUCAUGUUCCUGGCCAAUGUCAUGAUCAUCCUGGUCUCCUAUGCACUCAUAAUCAGAGCCAUUCUGAGAGUGAAAUCUGCUGGUGGACGAGCCAAGACCUUCUCCACCUGCACCUCCCACCUCACCACGGUUGUCCUCUUCUUCGGGACCCUUGCCUUCAUGUACCAAAGAAGUCAGUCAGAUCAAUCCCCAGAGGAGGACAAGAUUGUGUCUGUCUUUUACACCAUCAUCAUCCCCAUGCUGAACCCCUUGAUCUACAGUCUGAGGAACAAAGAUGUAAAGGCUGCAUUCAGAAAACUCAUUGGUAAAAUCCAGUUCCCAAAGAAUUCAGCUUUAGCCUGUUCCCUGGAGGCCUUAGCCUCCCCUGGGCAUCACGGUAGUGAGGACUGUGGGGGUGAGCAGGUCCAAGGACCCUGGGGCAGGGGGGUGGGCGACUUCAUAAACACAAGCCCCCUGAGCAGGGGCCCCAGGAGGGAGGACGUGCAGGUGGGCAGGGCGGGCGGCGGGGCUGUCUCUGCCCGGGCCUCAGCCAGCAAACUCAGCGGAUGUGCCUCGAGCCCCCCGGAGGAGGUCAGGCCCAGGCAGUCUGACGACAGGGACCCUCCCCAGCCACAAGCCCACAGGGAAGUACAGCCUCCAUGCCCAUCCAGUGGUCCUGCCUGCCCGCCCUUGGCAGUGGCCACAGGGAACACUGUUGGGUCCCCUGGCUACCUGCCAACGUCCAGGCCCUCGGACGUCUUCUCCGCCAAAGAAGACGUGCUCAUCGGGGACGUGAUGUCCAUACAUGCAGUGCUGGAUCAGCCACAAGUAAGGCUCCAGAAGCCUCCAGAGCAGCCGCUGUGCCAACGGUGUUUGUCCAUCUGUGUGCCCGUGGACAUGGCCGCCAGUCCCUGCAUCUGUCUCCCUGUCUGUCCCACACCUGACCAUCUGUCUGCAUUUCCGCCUGUCUCUGCAUCUGAGCCUUCCUCCCCAGCGCACGUGUGCACCAUGUCUGUGCCACAGCCCCUCUGCCCAGUGUGGCUGAGUUCCUGUAUGCAGUGCUGUACAUGUGCCUACGCCGUGGUCCACCUCCCUGCACGUCUGUGA